UUGCGGUGUCUCUCUAUCUCUGUUCUCCACUGUCUCUCCGUACGUCCAUUCUCUUUCAUUGCUAUUUCUUCGACAGAGCCAUUCCAAUUCCAAUUUCCAUUUUCCAUUCUCAAUCAAAAAGCUCUCCAACGAGCUUCAGAUCCGCCUCCCGAUUCUACUCUGGUGCAACCAUUUCCUUCGUUUUGAUCCGCCUCCGACCUCCGGGGACUUGUAUGAUCUCUCUACAGAAUAGAAACAGCUCACCAUAAAAGGCGUCUGUGCAAAGGAAAGGAACAAAGAAACAAAAAUAUCACAAAGAGGUCGAUGUUGGUAUCUCUAGCUUUCAAGCCCAGAAAUUUUGAAGUGAGGUUCACUUGAAUUUUCUGUGGAACUGGUUGAAAGGAGCUUUUAAUUUCAGUACCAUCAAGGCAUCAACAAUGAAGAAGGUCUUUGGUCAGACUGUUAGGGAUCUCAAGAGAGAGGUUAAUAAGGCGGUGCUUAAAGUUCCUCGAAUAGAGCAGAAGGUUCUUGAUGCUACUAGCAAUGAGCCUUGGGGCCCUCAUGGAUUGCUUCUUACAGAUAUUGCAAAUGCAAGCAGAAACUACCAUGAGUAUCAGAUGAUCAUGUCAGUAAUCUGGAAACGUGUCAAUGACACUGGAAAGAAUUGGCGGCAUGUGUAUAAGGGUUUAACUGUUUUGGAGUAUCUGGUGGCUCAUGGAUCAGAGAGAGUAAUAGACGACAUCAAGGAACAUGCGUUCCAAUUAUCAGGCCUGUCCAGUUUUCAAUAUAUCGAUUCUAGUGGAAGGGAUCAAGGAGCAAAUGUCCGGAAGAAGUCACAGAGUCUUGUGGCUCUUGUGAAUGAUCCAGAAAGAAUCAGUGAGGUUAGGCAGAAAGCUAAUGCUAACAGGGACAAGUAUCGAAGUGCAUCAUUAGCUGGCGGAGCAUAUAGGCCAAGUUCAAAUUCUAAUGCAGGAGGAUAUGGAGACCGUUAUGAAGAUGAUUUUAAUGAGGGACGCUAUGGAAGCAGGGAUGAAGAUAGGAAUAGCAAUGGUUACGGAAGGGAAAGAGAAUAUGACUAUAGAGAUGAUGACCGUGGUAGGAAUGCUGACUCAAAUAGACGUGAUGGAGACCACUGUAGCAGAGAUGGUGAAGAAUGCUAUGGAAGGGAUAGUCCCAGGGAUGGUGAUAAUUGGGGACGAAGAAGUGUUGAUGAUCACCAAUAUGGUUCAAGAAGGGAUCAAGAUAGAGACCGUGAUGACAGUACUCGUGAUGGUAGUGGCAGAGGUGAUGACAGGUCUCAGGACAUUAGGCGACAUGAUCAUAGAUUUUCAGAACAAGACACUGGUGCACCUCCCAGUUAUGAGGAGGCUGUGAGCGAGUCUCGAAGCCCACCAACUCAUAGUGAAAGGGACCAAGAAACUUCAACCUCUGCUUCUGCCACUUCAUCUGCACCAGUUACUAGUGCACCUAGCCAGUCAAGUCCCAUGCAUGGUACUCCGACACCUGCAAACCAGUUAACUGAGACUUUUGAUGAAUUUGACCCACGCAAUUCAGUCACAGCUUCUCCAACUAUUCCACCAAACAAUGCUGAGAUGGACUUACUGGGCUCACUAACGGAUUUUUCUUCAAAUACACUGGCCAUUAUGCCAGCGACAUCUGCAGACAUAACCGGAGCCUUUGAGCCUGAUUCCCUCAUGAACUCUGGUGCAGGAACCUCGCAUGCUACUACAUCAGUACCUAAUAUCAAUAAUCAGAGUUUUGAAGAUCCUUUUGGUGACGCUCCUUUUAAAGCUAUGCUUUGUAAUGAUGGUGCUCCUCAAUCUCAUUCUUCUGCUAUGACUGAUCCUCUCCAGUCUUCUCUGCACCAAGACCUUGGACAACCCCAAGGAGCUAUCUCGGAAUCAUACCACGUCUCCAAUUCUGAAUUUGGUAAUACAUUUUCUGCUUCGACUGGUGCAUCUAACGGAGCCGGCUUGCAAGGAACAUCAAACUCGCAGUUUCUUCAAUCAUCAACCUCUCUUCCAGACCCUGAAAUUGAUAUACUGGCAGAUAUUCUACCUCCCUCUGGACCUUUGUCUAGCGCAGCAUCCAUGCCAACUUAUUCGUUCGUCAGCGACCAACCUGCUACUCCCUUCUCAGAUCCUGGUCAGCUUCCUGAGCAAAACUUUGCAGCUGUAAGCAGUCAGCCUUCAGAGCCGAAUGCUAGUUCCUUCCUUAAUUUGCAACCCCAACCAGGAGCUACAUCACAUUUGACCUCAAAUAUAGCUUUCCAGUGAACAAUGCAGGUAUGAACCCAGGAAUGGGGAUGAACAAUCCCGGAAUGAAUCCGGGAAUGGGAAUGGGAAUGGGUAUGGGAAUGGGCAUGAAUCCAGGAAUGGGGAUGGGAAUGGGAAUGAACCCGGGCAUGGGCAUGAAUAUGGGUAUGGGACAAGGAAUGCAAUUUCGACCUCCGGUUGGAUUUCCACCUGGAUCGAAUGCUUUGGGUAGUUACAACCCAAUGAUGGGCAGUUAUGCCCCCCAACAAUCAUACGGUGGCGGCUACCAAUAAACCAAGUUCCAAGUUCAUACAUGUUUAAAGGGUUGUACCAGUUUUACUUGAGAGUUGUAGAUUGGGAUGACCAACUUAAUGAUCUCAUUGGAGGAAGUCCCUCACAUUGCACGUCUGAUGAAGAGCAAAAGUUGUCUGUAUUUCAUUCUUUUCUAUGAAAGCAGCUCGACACGAAGUUCGUUUGCCUUAUUCUUUGCCUGCUUUUAAAUUUCUAACAACGUAUCGAGAGUUCUACAGGUGAGUUGCUGGUUGAUUGGUAAUGUUCGUAUUCUUAUCACAAUUUGUAUACAAACUGAACAUCCAUAAAUGAGGAUAUACCUCAAUUUUUAUUACCAACAUAGUAUAUGUACAACACUACCUUUUCUCCA
Molecule: messenger RNA, 2895 nt
Organism: Momordica charantia (bitter melon)
Lineage: Eukaryota; Viridiplantae; Streptophyta; Magnoliopsida; Cucurbitales; Cucurbitaceae
Source: RefSeq, a predicted model, not a curated record